Messenger RNA from Culex pipiens pallens (northern house mosquito), 5125 nucleotides. RefSeq lists its product as uncharacterized. The coding region runs from base 258 to 4760 and encodes 1500 amino acids. Gene Ontology annotation, molecular function: cysteine-type endopeptidase inhibitor activity; cysteine-type endopeptidase activity. Gene Ontology annotation, cellular component: lysosome. NCBI's taxonomy places the organism in Eukaryota, Metazoa, Arthropoda, Insecta, Diptera, Culicidae. The transcript has 6 exons. The record is from RefSeq and is a predicted model, not a curated record.
UCGUGAACGGACGUGUUUUUUGUGCAGUUCUCGUGGAUUAUUUGUAAACAAAAGGACUUUCUUUCGCCGUGAAUCACUGUAUUGGUGUUGUUUACAUACAUUGCCAUUGCGUUUGUGUAGGGGUGUUCGGUCAAGUGCAGUAGCCUACUACUGCGAGGACGGGGGGAAAGAUCAGCAGUACGAAUUUUUUUUUUUUUUGCGGAUGACGUCUCAGCAGUAACAACAACCUUUCGUGAAACAUCAUCGAACGCUCCAUCAUGAACGGCUGGAGCGGCAAGCUGGUGGUAAAUAUUUUGAUACUACUGGCGAUAACCCUAUCUGCGGCGAGAUGCCAGGAGGAAUCUGCGGUAGCGACGGAGCAGACCGAGACUAGUGGUGGUGAUGCUGCUGCUGCAGGCGCUGACAAUGUGAAGGACUAUCUGGCUACCGGGUUGCGUUUAGAACAUGAACUUGUCAAGGAGCAGGCCGACGAACCGUCAACGAAAAGCGGCAGUGGCGAAAGCUUUGUCGCGAUUCACGUAGACGCCCUUGGCACAAAGGAACAGCUGCGACCUUCGCUGCGCGGUCUGUCCUACAUCGCGAUAAGCUUCCUACCCCAAGGAUUCUCCUUGGUCGAGGUCCAGACGGCGACCCGUGAAGUCGUUGCCGGUGUACGGUACGAACUGCUCGCGAAAGCGCUCGACCAAGAUCAGUUGGAAGUGUUGUGCGCCCUCACGGUCCUCGAAAAACCAUGGAUCACGACCGAAAGUGGUGACAAGUAUCGGAUACUUGAGCACUCGAACUGUACCUCACCGUCGGACGAAACGACCACCGUUGAGGUGGUCACCAAACUGAACCCGAUUUACGACCCAAACGUGCGGGCUCAACAGGAGAUGACGCCGUCACGCUUCAAGGAUUUGGUCAACCAAAUCAUCAUUGAGAAGCACGAAGUGAGAGAACACACUACGACAACCGAACCAGCAACAACUCCAGGACUCAGCGAGUCUUCCAAAGAUGCGCUGGAUCAGCUGUUCCUCUUCGGAAGCGAGGCGCAACAGCAACGUCGAGUCGAGACAAGCGCCGACGAACGUCGCCAGGAAGUGAUCGAGGAGGUGAUCGUUCCGAAGCGAGUUGAGCAGCAAAACACCGAAGCGACGACAACCGAAGCAGCGACAGCGACAAACCUUACGCUUGAUCAGCAGGUUCAGUCAACGUUCGAGGAGGUGUUCAAGACUCACCAGGAGAUACAGAAAGCAUUGGAUGAAGUGAUCCAAAGGGGAGGCAAUCGGGAUGCCCAGCUCAAGUACGAACCCGUCUUUGCGGAACUGCUGCAGAAGGUCAAAACCAGCAUCGACAACUACUACCGCACGACGAACCCGGGUGGAGGAGAAGCGAACGUAGACACGACGGCGUUUGUCGUUAGCGACAACGUUGCGACGGUCACCCAUCGCGUGGAAGAGGAUCAGCACAACUCGUCGGAAAGCGACGAAGAUCAACAGGUAAUCCAGCCGGUUCGCGAUCUUGCUCCACCCAAGAUCGAUUCGGUGGUGAUGCACUUUAGCGACGACAGUGACGAUCAGCAGCAGCAGGAAGUUCAACGACCCCAGACGCGGGAAGAAUUGCUGCGAGAGUUCAACGCUGAUGAUUCACAACAGAGGAACAAGCGAGCUCCGCGAUCGAGCUCGCACGAGCACGACGGUCACUAUUCACCGUUCUUCGGAAGCUCUUCCGCGGAGUCCCACGAACACUACGGUCGACCGUACACCGGUUUCAAUCCGUUCCUGAACCCGUACAAUCCGUACAACUACCAGUACAGAAGGAAGCGAUCGGUUGAGGAUUUGGACCUGAACGGGGAAGACCGAAACGAGAUGGAUCACAUGGAGAAGAUCAUUGCGGAGGCGAUCGAGAUGCUGGACACGAUGGAUGCGGAUCAGUUCAAGCGCGUUCUUCUGGACGUUGUCAACGUCAAGCGGAUCAACCAGUUUGGUAGCGCGGUCGAGCAGAAGGGGGAACUGUUUGUGGCCCGUGUCGUGACUGCCAACUCACACUGUAUCGAAGAGGCCGAGGAUGUGGUCAAGUGCAAGCGGCUUCUGAUCGAUGGGAGCAGCAAGUUUUGCACGCUUGAGAUUCGCGUCAAAGAUCAGGAAGUCCGGUUGGUCAAGUCGGAAUGUGCUGCGAACAACGCUCCGGGUGGUCAUCGAGAGGUUGACGUGUCCGAACCGGAGCAUAACGAGCGUAUCCGGAACGGACUGCAGGGAUACAACGAUGGUAGCCUGAAGUCUUCCAAGUUUGUGAUCCGUUGCGGCACGGUCCAGGUGGUAGCCGGUACCAUCUACCGCUACACGGUUGACUUGGUAGAUGAAGACGAUCAGGUGACGGCAAGCUGCAAAGUAAAGAUCUUCUCGCCGCUGCAAGGUGACGAUGAGUACAAGUUCGACUGCCAUGAGGCAGGCAAGACGCGCUCGCGUCGUGACGUGGAAAAAAAGAAGCUAAGCAAGGCACCAAAGACGGGUGGGGCUUUGGAGUUGACCCCGGAGGAGUUCAAUAAACCGGAACACCAGGAGCGCAUCAGUGGAAUCCUUGUGUCCUCGUUGGGUAGCUCGGAGAAAAAGUACCGCAUUGUGGGAGCGACCCAGCAGUUGGUGUCGGGAACUCUUUACACGUACAAGGUCACCUUCAACGACGAUCCGGACAAGCUAGUGUGCAAGCUGACUUCGUAUGAGCGGAUUUGGCUGAAGGAGAAGUCACCGGCAGAAUGGCGCAAGGUGUCGUACUCGUGUCCGGAUGCUCCGACAAAACGCACGAAACGAUUUGCCUGUGCCGGAUGUCCAUCGACGCUGUCCGCUGAAGAACUGAAAAACGAUGAACACCUAGGAAGGAUCAACAAGAUUCUCGUUGGAACAGGCGGUGACGCAAGCAACAAACCGGAGGUCAUUAACGGCACCAGUCAGGUUGUAGCCGGAUCUAAGUACACGUACUUCGUGGCAUUCAAGCAGGACGGUGGUGAUCGUCGAGUCUGCAAGUUUGUUUCCUGGGAAAGACCGUGGUUGGAAGGAGCUGAAGCGUACCAGUACUCGUCGUCGUGUGACGGUCAAGACGAGUCCAACUCUGUCGCUUUGAAGCGAUCGAAGCGCGCUUUCGGCGGAGAACGUCUGCUGACCGAGGAGGAACUUGGCCAAGACGAACACGUCAAGCGAAUCAACAAGAUCCUGGUGGCCAACAGUGCGACGGAACAGCAGACUCCGAAGGUCAUCAAUGGAACGGUUCAAGUGGUUGCUGGACGGUCGUUCACGUACUACAUCUCGUACCCGGUCAACGGCGCCGAUCGAGUGUGCAAGCUGAACGCCUGGGAACGUCCCUGGCUGGAAGAGAAGGAUCCGACACAAGCGUACCAGUACACGUUCAACUGUGACGGAAGCGACGAGAAGACCCGCAAACGUCGUCACGCCAAGAAGGUCGGUACGUCUAAUGAUCUCACGCUGGAUGAUCUGCGGGACGAAAGCCACGUGGAGCGUAUCAGGGCCGGAUUGGUCGCUUACAACACCGAAAAGUCCAAGUCGUACCAGGAUUUCGAGAUUCUUAAAGGCUCCGUACAGCUUGUGGCUGGUUCUCUGUACAAAUACACGUUCAAGAUCAAGGGUGAUCCCAGCGUUGUUUGCAAGAUCUCCGUGUGGGAGCGCGUUUGGAUGGAGGAAAAGGAUCAACGCAAGUACAACGUAAAGUGUGACGGUGACGAAGAACCGGAACAGGAGAACCAACAGCAGCAUACCGUGGCCAAGCGUUCGCUUCGACCGCACCCGAACCUGGAGGCGCAUCACUACUCCAAGAGCGAAGACCACUCGCGUCACCUGUUUGACAAGUUCAAGACUCGGCACAACCGCACCUACCAGAGCUCGCUGGAGCACGAGAUGCGGUUCCGCAUUUUCAAGAACAAUCUGUUCAAGAUCGAACAGCUGAACAAGUACGAGCAGGGUACGGCCAAGUACGGAAUUACGCACUUUGCCGACAUGACCAGUGCGGAGUACCGGGCGCGUACGGGACUGGUGGUACCGCGGGAAGGGGACGAGGUGAACCACAUCCGCAAUCCGGUGGCGGAGAUUGACGAGCACAUGGAACUGCCGGAUGCGUUCGAUUGGAGGGAGCUGGGUGCGGUUUCGGAGGUGAAAAAUCAAGGCAACUGCGGAUCUUGCUGGGCAUUCAGCGUGGUAGGCAACAUCGAGGGUUUGCAUCAGGUCAAGACGAAAAAGUUGGAGGAGUACUCCGAGCAGGAACUGCUCGACUGCGACACCGUCGACAGUGCUUGCAACGGAGGUUUCAUGGAUGACGCAUACAAGGCGAUCGAGAAGAUCGGUGGCCUGGAGCUAGAGUCCGAGUACCCGUACCUGGCCAAAAAACAAAAGACCUGCCACUUCAACAAAACCAUGGCCCACGUACGUGUCAAGGGAGCCGUCGAUCUGCCCAAGAACGAAACGGCCAUUGCGCAGUUCCUGGUGGCCAACGGCCCCGUUUCGAUCGGACUCAACGCCAACGCGAUGCAGUUCUACCGCGGAGGAAUUUCCCACCCGUGGAAGCCCCUGUGCAGCAAGAAGAAUCUGGACCAUGGCGUGCUGAUUGUCGGCUACGGCGUUAAGGAGUACCCGAUGUUCAACAAGACGCUGCCGUACUGGAUCGUCAAGAACUCGUGGGGACCAAAGUGGGGCGAGCAGGGCUACUACCGGGUGUUCCGCGGGGACAACACGUGUGGCGUCAGCGAAAUGGCCACGUCGGCGGUGCUCGAGUAGAAGCGGGAAGGUUUGGGCGUUAUUUCCACAAAUCUAUAUCUGUAUGUCUCUAUGUGUAUGUGUUUCUACCCUUGGGAGGUAAGCGAAGGGUAGAGUUAUUUUUUGUGUUACGAACGAACAAUAACCUCUAACAAAAACAAAACGAUGGCUGAGAGAUUGUGCCGAAGAGAACAAAUUCUAGAGUUAUUUAUCCACUAUUAUUAAAAACUAUACCUCUUUAAUAAAACUACACGCAGUUGAUGCAAGGUUUGUUUGGAAAUGUUGUUCCAAUCUUCAAGUAUUGCUCGAGAUUGAAACCUUUUGGUUGCAAACAAACUUUUGCAUACGCUCAACUAGCAGUUUAAAAUGCUUCCUAACAACUGUAA